GCAGCGGUUGGAGCCGGAGGAAGAAGGCGUUCGCGAGCCGCAGGAGUCGCCGCCAUUUUGUGCGUGUUUUUGUGAGGGAGGCUGUGCGGCUUGACGGGGAGGCGGCGGCGGCCAACGCGGCUCCGGCCAGGCGAGAAGGCGGCGGCGGCCAGCGGUGAAGCGGAGGAUGAGCUAGAAGAGGCGGCGGGGAAUAGCGGCGGCGGCGCGGCUCCAGCGACAGCCAGGGGCGGCGGGAGGAAGAGGAGGAGGAGAGGGCUGUCUGUCCGUCCGUCCUUCUUUCUCUUCUCGGUGGGGGUCGGCCGUCUUCCCCCGGCCUGUCAGCCCCGCGGGGGAGGAUGUCGGGCGGCGGCAGCGGCGGCGGCAGCACGGCGGCCUCGGAGGGGUCUUCCUCCUCUUCCUCCUCCUCCUCCUCCGCCAGCGGCGGCGGCGGCAGCGAGGACGCGUGCCGCGACUACCAGUCAUCGCUGGAGGACCUGACGUUCAACAGCAAGCCCCACAUCAACAUGCUGACCAUCCUGGCCGAGGAGAACGUGCCCUUCGCCAAGGACAUCGUCUCGCUGAUCGAGGCGCAAAUCGCCAAGGCUCCUUCUAAUGAGAAACUUCCUGUUAUGUACCUUAUGGACUCCAUUGUCAAGAACGUUGGAAGAGAAUAUCUUGAUGCAUUUACUAAAAACCUAGUUGCAACAUUUGUUAAUGUUUUUGAAAAGGUGGAUGAAAAUACUAGGAAAAGUUUAUUUAAGUUGCGUUCCACAUGGGAUGAAAUUUUCCCUUUGAAGAAACUGUAUGCUCUCGAUGUCCGGGUGAAUUCAGUAGACCCUGCUUGGCCAAUUAAGCCGCUACCCCCUAAUGUGAAUACUUCUAGCAUCCAUGUGAAUCCUAAGUUUUUAAAUAAAUCGCCCGAAGAACCUCCUGCACCUAGCACUACGGUGUGUUCUCCUGUAUCCUGCGCUGCUGUGCCCUCUGCUCCAGUUGUUCCUGAAAUGCAAAAGAAUUUGACUCAAGAACAAAUAAUACGACAACAGCUACUGGCAAAACAAAAGCAGUUAUUAGAACUUCAACAGAAAAAAUUAGAACUGGAACUAGAGCAGACUAAAGCACAACUGGCAGUUUCCCUUAGUGUUCAACAAAGUGGAUCCAGCUUGGGGCAAGCAUCUUUGAAACCGCACGUUCCACCACCACCUCACAUGCCUCUUAAAGCUUCCCAUCAGGUUUGUCUGCCACCUGAGAAAAAACGUCUGUCGCCACUCCACGAUGUCAAAGCAGGAAACAGGGACCCUCGUCUUAAUAGAUCAAGUCAGCAUUCUCAUUCUAAAGAUCAAAGUCACAGGAAAGACUUUGUAGUGAAUCCAGCCAGUCAGCCUGAUCCAAAGCCUAGCAAAAACCUGCAGGCUGAGAAACAAAAUGUGUCAAAGCAGGAAAAACAAAAACAAAGCGAAAAGUUGCAGAAGAAAGAGUUUGAUCAUUUUGAUGCAAAGUCAAAAUCAAAAUCACCAUCUCCCUUGCAAACCAAGCUGCUCCAUGCUAAAGAUACUAGAAAUCAAGAAUGUGAGAAUACCAGGGUUACUGAAAUCAGUAAGAGAGAUCCCAGAUUAAAAAAGCAUCUUCUAGAGAAGCCAGAGGGCAAAGAUGAAGAUAUAAAAGAAAAGAGAAGAAGCGUGGAGAGAAAAGACAAAGAAGAGCAUAGAUCAGUUGGAGGGAGAAAUAAAAUAAUUAAUGGCGUUGUGCAAAAGCAAGAUACCAAUACUGAAGAGUCAGAGAAACCAGGUGGAAAACCAGGAAGGUCAAGCACUAGGAAAAGGUCACGCUCUCCUAGAUCUCGAUCCCCAUCUUCCCAUUCUCCAAAGCGAAGAGAAAGGAGGUCACCCAAAAGAAGGCUCAGAAGUCUCUCUCCUUCUGGACCUAAAACUGGGAAGCCUCGACAGUCUGGGCCAAAGCAAUCCCACAUAGAGGAUUUUGGGCCAGGAAUACGGGAUGAAAGAAGCUCUAAUAAGCGAAGUCUUAAACAGGAAGUGAGAGAUUCUAGAAGGCUGAAGAAAACUCAUGAAGACCGAACACAGGAUGGAAUGAAUCAGCAUCCUUCAAAAGCAAGUUUGGAACCAAAGGAAAAUGUGGAGAACUGGCAAGGUUCCAAAUCAAGCAAAAGAUGGAAGUCUGGUUGGGAAGAAAAUAAAAAUCCCCAACUUAAUGAAGAACAUCAAGGACCUUGUAAAUCACCUCAUCAGAGGCACAGAGACACAUGGGCGACUAGUAAAGGAGUGCCAUCGCCUCGCACACCAAAGCAACAACAUCGAUUAAGUGUGGAUGCUAAUUUGCAGAUUCCCAAAGAAUUGACCUUGGCAAACAAGGGAGAGCUGCUCAAGAAGGCAAGUGAUCGCUUGGCAUCUGGAGAAAUAACACAAGAUGAUUUUCUUGUUCUGGUUCAUCAGAUUCGACAGCUAUUCCAGUAUCAGGAAGGAAAGCACAGGUGCAAUGUGUGGGAUAGUCCCACAGGUGAAAAGGGAAUUUCAAAAAAGAAGCCCCUAUUGUCUGAAUCAGAGUUAAUAUAUCAUGAACAUAAAGCUACACUAAGAAGAACACAAGUUCAGCGUUCGUUUCCCAGACACAACCUGAUGGAUGCUGAAGAAAUUUUGGAUUAUCAUUUAAAUGAUGCAUUUCUUUCUGGAAAAGACUGUGAGCAAACAAAAAAGUGUGCAGGCCAGUUUGGUGAAAGAUCAAAGCGACAUUCCCCUGUUGGUGGUAGCAGACCAUACUCUGAUAAUUCAGCACACGAUGGCCGGAGAAGACAUGAAGAACCGAAUUCUUCAAAAGGUAUCCGAGAGGAGCAGAGAUCCCCAUUCAGUGACCACUACAAGAGAUCAAGAUACGAAGAUACAGAGAAACAAUUUACUGAUGGGCCAGGAUCACGAUUUGGGGUUACUGAUGGAAAGCAAAGGUUUAGUUCAUUGAUGGAAGAAAGAUCUCAUUUUGAGGGCUCUCCUAGACACCCUGGCGCAAGGGCUGGUGGAGAUGGACAAACAACGCAUUUUGAAGGGCCAGCUAAUACAAAUUCUAGAAUUGAAGGACCACAAGCACAAUCUAAUUUAAGGUUUGAGGGUUCUCUAGGCCAGCCAACUUCUCAGUUUGACGGGCCCCCAGGACAAUCUGGUGGAAAAGGUUCUUUGCUGUUUGAUGGGCCACCAGCACAAAUGGGUGGUGGUUCCUUGAGGUUUGAAGGACCCUCAGGGCAAGUUGGUGCAGGGACUGCUAUACGAUUUGAAGGUCCUAUGGGACAGCCAGGUGGAGCUUUGAGGUUUGAUGGGCCUGCAGGCCAGUCUAUGGCCAUCAUGAGAUUUGAAGGGACCCAUGGUCAGCCCUCAGGUGGGAUGAGGUUUGAGGGACCUCAUGGUCAUCCAUCCUCUGGGAUUCGGUUUGAUGGCCCACAUGGUAAACCAUCUGCUGGAAUGAGGUUUGAGGGACCGCACGAUCAGCCUUCGGGUAACUUGAGGUUUGAUGGCCAGCCUUCAGGUGCAAUGAGGUUUGAAGGUCCACAUGGCCAGCCUUCAAGUGGGAUAAGGCUUGAAGGGCCUCUUGACCGUUCUGUGGGACCUCAUGGUCCUCCAGGAGGUGGAAUGAGGUUUGAGGGUCCCCAUGGGCAACCAAUGGGACCUCAUGGGCAACCAGGGUCUGGUCUGCGGUUUGAAGGGCCACAUUUACAGCCAAUGGGGCCUCUUGGCCAACCAGGGGGUAAUUUGCGGUUUGAAGCACCACACGGGCAGCCUAUGGGUGCACAUGGACAGCCAGCUAGUGGUCUGAGGUUUGAGGGGCCUCAUGGCCAACCUAUGGGGUCACAUGGCCAACCAGGGGUUGGACCCAGAUUUGAUGGGCCUCAUAGUCAGCCUGUGGGACCACUUGGACAACCAGGAAUUGGGCCCAGGUUUGAGGGACCUUCAGUCCAGUCUGGAGGUGGGAUGAGGUUUGAAGGGUCUAUUAACCAAGCAGGCCCAAGGUUUGAUGGCAGUCAGUCAAGAUUUGAUGGCCAGCCGUCACAUUUGCAAAGAUUAGAUGGAUUACAUGUACAGCCUGGUCCAAGAUGUGAAAUGGGUCCUGCUCAGCAGACGCCCCCUAGGUUCGAAGGGCCACCAGGUCAGGUGCAACCACGAUUUGAUACAUCAAUGCCUCAACGGUUUGACGAUCCUCAACACCAGCAGACAGCACGCUUUGAUAUCCCUCUUGGUCCAAGAAUUGAAAAUGUAGCUAAUCAUCCUGCCUCAAGACUUGAAACACCGCCUUAUGGACAGACUGGCCCUUACAAUGAACCUCCCAACCAGCCGCCAUAUAAUGGGCCAUCGCAAGGAAUGCAGUUUCAGAGACCUGAGCAAAUCUUCGAUAAUCCUCAAGGACCGAGCUUCAAUGGGCCACCUGUUUCUGGAGCACAGGCCUUCGCUAAUACCCUUAACAGGGCUCCUGGACCGCCUUUUUAUGAUGACAAGAAUCUUCAGGGCCCCCAGUAUGGAAAUUUCAGUAGCAUGACCUUGGGAAAUGUUCAGCCACCACAGCAGGGUCCUGUUAUGUCAAUAGCAUCAGGUCAGCCUGUAUCUUAUAUUCAAGGACAACCACUCUUACCAGUCCAUGCACGAAAUCCUGGAAGUUUUGUUCAGAGUCAACCUGGAAAUGUUCCUCUUUCCUACCCUGAUAAUCAUCUUGGGCAACUGGAUGUCAAUGAAUUGUACUCAAAACUGCUUUCCACAGGAAUACUCAAAGUUUUACAGCCUGAUUCAACUCCAGCACAAGUAAAUGAAGUUUCUACUCAGCCAACCCCGGAGGAGGAGGAGGAGGAUCAAGACCAGAAUGAGGAUCAAGAUGUCCCAGACUUAACUAACUUUGUGAUUGAAGAACUGAAACAGCGUUAUGAUAGUGUUAUAAACAGACUCUAUACUGGCAUUCAGUGCUACUCUUGUGGAAUGAGGUUCACAACUUCACAGACAGAUGUAUAUGCCGAUCACUUGGACUGGCACUAUCGCCAAAAUCGUACAGAAAAGGAUGUGAGCAGGAAAGUAACCCAUAGAAGAUGGUACUACAGUUUAACGGACUGGAUAGAGUUUGAAGAAAUAGCUGAUUUGGAGGAGCGUGCAAAGAGUCAGUUCUUUGAAAAAGUGCAUGAAGAAGUUGUGUUAAAAACACAAGAAGCUGCUAAAGAAAAAGAGUUUCAGAGUGUCCCUGCAGGCCCAGCUGGAGUAGAUGAGAGCUGUGAAAUCUGCCAAGAGCAAUUUGAGCAAUACUGGGAUGAGGAAGAGGAGGAGUGGCACCUAAAAAAUGCCAUUCGUGUAGAUGAAAAGAUCUACCAUCCCUCAUGCUAUGAAGAUUAUCAAAAGACCUCAUCAUUUGAUUCAACACCAUCUCCUAGCAAGACACCUGCAGAAAACCCACUAAAUAUUAUGUUGAGUAUUGUCAAGCAAGAAGUACAGGAUUCCUGUAACAGUCCCAAAAUCAAAGAAGAGCCUGAGGAAAAGCCUGAGGAAUGCAUGGAAGGGGGCCUGCCUGCAUCUGUCGAAAUUAAAACAGAACCUGAAAAGGUGGAGUCAGCUUAAACAAACUGUGUGAUUUUUUUUUAUUACAGAGAAAGAGCUACUGUGUUCUAGCUGACUGUAGAAGGCAAAUAAUUUUUAUAUGAAUAAAGUGUUCACCUGGGGCAGGGCCCCAGCUGCUUAUUUGGUUAAUAAAUACAUUUUUGUAUUUGUACUUGAAUUUCUUAUUGCCUGCACAGUGUCAGGUGUCUAUUGUGUGAAAGUUCUGUAGAUGGCGUACAAAUUUAACAGGAAUAGACUGUAUAUGUAAGAAAAAAUGUACAUUUUUUCAUUUGUGGAAAUGUAAAUUAUAAAUAAAAGAUAUUUUUGCUAUCUAUGGAGUAUAAUGUUUAUGCACACCAUCCAAUUAAAAAAAGUAUUUCUUUUGUCGGGGUGUUUUAAAUGGAACUGAACUCAGGCUUCUACAUUGGCCUUGUGCUUAAUUAGGUUACUCAGAGAAAUGACAGAUAGACUUUUUCGUGCGAGUUUAAGAUGAACAUUUCUGUUCCAGAAGAUACAUUGGAUUAUUCUUCUUAACCUGUGUUCACAACUAUUUAAAAAGACAGCUAGGAGGGUGAAGUAACAAAAUAACAUGCUUGACUUGGGACACGUGCCAACAGUUUACAGGAAGUACAGAAGCAGAUCCAGAUUUUCAUAAUUACUCUUUUCAGCUAGUCAGAUUCACAAGAACUUAGUUUAGCCGAGCCAAUUUUCUUUAAUUUUGCAGAGAUAAGUUAAUGUAAGAUUGCCCAGUUGCAGUAUGGUUAAUGUUUUUGUUGGUUUAUAACUUGGGUCUAGACAGUAAAGAGAUUACCAAGAGAUGUUAAUAUUUAUUUCCUGUAAUAAACUAGAAUGAAGCAUAAA
Molecule: messenger RNA, 6407 nt
Organism: Varanus komodoensis (Komodo dragon)
Lineage: Eukaryota; Metazoa; Chordata; Lepidosauria; Squamata; Varanidae
Gene: PCF11
Product: PCF11 cleavage and polyadenylation factor subunit
Exons: 16
Coding region: 336-5567 (1743 amino acids)
Biological process (GO): termination of RNA polymerase II transcription
Cellular component (GO): cytoplasm; mRNA cleavage factor complex
Molecular function (GO): RNA polymerase II complex binding; mRNA binding
Source: RefSeq, a predicted model, not a curated record